AUGGCACCUCCAAAGGCUUCACUCCCCGCCCGUGUUAUCGCCGGUGACUUCUUGGGAAUCAACUGGAACAAGGUGACAUGGAUGGCGCCGUACAGCAACUUUUACCCGAUCACCGUCUGCGGUGGGUUUGGUGGUCGAAUGUGGUCUUCCUUCAUUCAAUACGGUCACUUCCACAAUCGCGCCACACGUAUAGUGCUGCGCAACGCUGUGCUCAGCAUCCCUUCAGCUCUCGCUGCAUUUGUCAUGAUUUCUAAUGUUGACUGGUUUCAGGCAUUGCAAUGCGCCUAUUAUUUCCCUGGCUGGCAGGUGCCUCGCUGGGCCUCGGAUAAAUAUGCAGAGGAAAUGGUCUUGCUUUCGCGCAAUAAACCUGGUGCGAUGGCUAAGCACCACUACGCUGGACCUGUUUCAAUCCCCGGAAGUGAAAAGCUCAUCACGGAGUAA
Trypanosoma brucei brucei TREU927 is the source of this 441-nucleotide messenger RNA. RefSeq lists its product as hypothetical. Lineage: Eukaryota; Euglenozoa; Kinetoplastea; Trypanosomatida; Trypanosomatidae. The transcript has a single exon. The coding region runs from base 1 to 441 and encodes 146 amino acids. The record is from RefSeq and is a predicted model, not a curated record.